Messenger RNA from Gossypium raimondii (Peruvian cotton), 3159 nucleotides. Its product is annotated as proline-rich receptor-like protein kinase PERK9. Lineage: Eukaryota; Viridiplantae; Streptophyta; Magnoliopsida; Malvales; Malvaceae. The record is from RefSeq and is a predicted model, not a curated record. The transcript is spliced from 8 exons. Gene Ontology annotation, biological process: protein phosphorylation. Gene Ontology annotation, molecular function: protein kinase activity; ATP binding. The coding region runs from base 758 to 2851 and encodes 697 amino acids.
AAAGACCCUUUGAAUCUUAUGCAUAAUAAUAUGUUGAAUGGUUAAGUUUAAUGAUGAUGAGUUUUGAAGCGUUGUUUCAGCCUAAAGUACGUAGUCUAAAGAGGGAGAUGAGAAAGACUUAGGCAACCAACACGACGGUGUCUUGUUCGUCAAAGUUGCUUACGAUUUGUGGGAGUGACCCCACAAUCCGUGUCCCUUCCCCUGGGUCCUCCUGGGUGAGCUUUGAAUCCAAAACAUAACACCACCGACAUGGGGACCUAACUGUCGAAAUAGGAAUUAGAAAGGUAAGGGUUUGAUGCAUUUGCUGGGUGGGAUCUGGGUUUUGGUUUUCUAAGUGACUCACUGGUGCUCUGGGUUUAAGUUGAGUUACCUCCAACUGGUGGUGAACUGGCCUGCCGCUGCCAUGUUAUCAACAGUUGGCCUAUCGUAGAGUUGGCUAUGGGAAGUUUUCUGUGUUUUGAAGCAAGAGUGGUUUGUUUGGUGAAGUUUGGUGAUUGAUUGUAUAAGCAGCUGGCACUUGAAACUCUAAAAACUUGGGUUUUGUUUUGUUUUUUUUUAAUUUUCGUAGAAUUUCAAUUUGAUCAGCUACAAAUUAGUGGAGUUAUUAGUUUAGAUGAAUCCUGCAUAUCUUUGAAGCUUUCAUUAUAGGAAUCUUCUGAAAUUUUUAUUGUUUAAUGAGACUGAGCGAGUAUGUUGGCAUAUGUGAAUUUAUAGGUAUUCUUAGUGUACCAUCAAUUUGAUUUGGUAAAUUGAAUCGAUGGCAACCACAUCACCACCUCCACAAUCUUCUCCUCCAGCUCCGUCGCCAGCUUCUGCUACCAGUCCACCACCAAGCACUCCUCCUCCGGCUAAUGCUAUUCCGCCACCCUCUCAAUCUCAAUCUCCACCUCCGGAUGUUUCUACAGCUCCACCUCCACUCACCUUGUCACCACCCUCCCCUGCUGAAUCUUCACCUCCACCCCUGCAGGCCUCCCCUCCUCCCCCACCUAUUUCACCCACUUCCCCUCCUUCCACUUCCACUUCUCCACCGCCUUCGCCACCACCAUCAAGCCCGCCACCUAGUCCUCCACCAUCUGCACCCAGGCCAUCACCUCCACCUCCACAAACUCCAUCACCACCUCCACCAACACCAUCUACUCAACCGCCUGUUCCUUCACCACCACCGCCAGCACCGCCGCCGCGAUUGCCACCACCUGUUAGUUCACCGCCACCAUCAUCACAACCUCCCCUUUCAACGCUACCACCAUCACGAUCUCCACCACCAUCACAAACUCCGCCAACAGAACCACCAAAUUCCCCUCCUCCGCCAUCAUCAAUAUCUCCUGCCCCGACAUCUCCCUCUAAGCGUACACCACCCAGUUCUCAACCAACACCUUCACCCUCUAAUUCUACUCCAAGCUCAUCUCCACCACCAUCUAUAUCAAGAUUAUCACCUCCUCCUCCUCCUCAAGUUUUGACUCCACCAACUGAUAAUCGGACUGUAAAUGCUCCUGGUCCAAGUGCACCAGAAAGUUCAGACUCAGGUAAUGAUGGCAUUGGUGUAGGAGGUGCAGUUGCUAUUGGAGUAGCUGUAGGGAUCAUUGUGCUUAGCCUUAUUGGGCUGGCUGUCUGGUGCUUGAGGAGGCAGAAGAAAACGAAGCUUACUCGAGUUAAUGGUGGUUAUGUUAUGCCAUCCCCACUAGGCUCUUCCCCGAGAUCAGAUUCAUCCCCUACAAAGACGCAUUCUUCUGCUCCUCUUAUUGGAAGUAGUUCUGGAAGUGAUUUUGUGCAUUCACCACCGAUGAUGCCGGAACCUGGUGGCUUAGGCAAUUCAAAGACAUGGUUUACAUAUGAAGAAUUAACCAUCGCUACCAAUGGUUUUUCAGACCAAAAUCUUUUGGGUGAAGGUGGAUUUGGGGCUGUUUAUAAAGGUUGCUUACCAGAUGGAAGAGAGGUGGCAGUGAAGCAGCUAAAAAUUGGUGGGGGACAGGGUGAACGAGAAUUUAAAGCAGAGGUUGCUAUUAUUAGUCGUAUACACCAUCGCCAUUUGGUUUCACUUGUCGGUUACUGCAUCUCUGAGAACCGGAGACUGCUCAUAUAUGAUUAUGUCCCUAAUAAUACCCUUUAUUUCCAUCUUCAUAGAGAAGGUAUGCCAGUUUUGGAUUGGGCAACACGUCUUAAAAUUGCUGCUGGUGCAGCUCGUGGGAUAGCUUAUCUCCAUGAAGACUGUCAUCCUCGUAUUAUUCAUAGGGAUAUCAAAUCGUCAAACAUUCUUUUAGAUAACAACUUUGAAGCUCAGGUUUCGGACUUUGGACUUGCCAAGUUAGCUCUGGAUGCAAAUACACAUGUAACAACACGUGUUAUGGGAACUUUUGGAUACAUGGCCCCUGAAUAUGCAUCAAGUGGUAAAUUGACUGAGAAAUCUGAUGUAUUUUCUUUUGGAGUCGUGCUUUUGGAGCUAAUUACUGGACGAAAGCCUGUAGAUGCAUCUCAACCUCUUGGUGAUGAAAGUCUAGUUGAAUGGGCCCGGCCUUUACUGAGUCAUGCACUGGAUAGUGAGGACUUUGGGUAUUUAGCAGAUCCAAAGCUUGGUGGAAACUAUGUUGAAAGUGAAAUGUUUAGGAUGAUCGAGGCUGCCACAGCUUGUGUGCGGCAUUCUGCUGCAAAAAGACCACGGAUGGGACAGAUUGUGAGAGCUUUUGAAAGUUUGGCCACCUCAGAUCUGAGCAAUGGAAUGAAAGUAGGUGAAAGUGAGGUAUUUAACUCAGCACAGCAAUCUGAAGAAAUCAGAUGGUUUCGGAGGAUGGCUUUUGGCAGUCAAAAUUACAGUACAGAUUAUUUUAGCGAAAGUAGCAUUAGCAGGGGUAGUUGAAGAAGAAUAUGAUCGAGUAUUGACCAGGGAUGAGGCUGAGCAAUUGCAGAGCUGCAUGGAUGCCAAUUUGAAUUGGUAUGGCUGCUGGAGUUUUGGUUUUCAGUUGCGGGUCUCUGGAAUUUUACAGCACCAAGAUGUGGAGAUAGUUUUAGACCCUCCAAUAUAUUGUAAGGUGUAACUAGGUCCUGUUAUAGUUUCCAUGAAAUAUCAUUUAUGUAUAUUAUUAUUUGUUUUUUUGGGUUCUCCCCAUUCAGCCAUUUAACUGCUAUUCUUUUGUGUUCUAAAUAGUUGAUGCCAAUUUUGUUCCA